UGGAAUGGCUAACCUUGAACACUUGAAUGCAUGCUAAAUGGCGUCGAUGGCGUCCUCAUACCGCGUUCUCUUCCGCCUGGUUAGGCGACCGUUUAACUACAUAUUCAAGCAAAAUAGUUCGCCAACGUCGCAGAUAAGUUCGUCGAGUUUUCCACAAGUAACGCAGAGUUUUUGCCAGAAGUUGCCAAGCUGCAAGAGUGCCAUGCUAGCAGGAUUGCUGUCACUUCUUGGGCUGCAGGAGCGUGAACCAGAGGACCCACUCAUUCACACAAUCAAGCUUGGUAUUCUGAACCUGCAGAGACAAGAUUUUAACAAGGCUGAGUCAAUGCUUCAUAUAGCUCUCAAGAUGGCUCAAGAGCGGGAAGACAGCCAGGCUGAGACCUACAUUUUUGACGUCCUGGCCAAUGUGGCUUUUGAGAAAGGGGACUAUGACAAGGCUGAGAAGCUCUUUGUGGAUGUCAUGAAACGUUCUAUUGCUGCCGGGAUGCCACGUGAUGACAAUGCCAUUGUCGAGAUGUCACUCAAGCUCGCUGAGAUUUAUGAUCACCGCAAAGACACAAAGAAGGCUGAGCAGGGCUACCGCUUUUGCAUUGAUGCGCAGGAGAAAAAGUUGGAAAAAAAGGAUUACUUAGAUCGGCUUUCUGAGCUAAGUGAUGUUGAAAAGGAUACGUUGGUGCUUUGGGCACGUAGCACAGAGGCAUUUGGACGGCAUCAGCUGGAGCAGGGGAAAAUUUUAGAAGCACAGAAGUGCUUUGAGGAUGCACUUACUGUCUCUAAAACAGUUAAUGGCAUGGGUCACGAAGUUACUCUUUCAUUGUUGAAUGAUGUUGGCACUGUGGCUUCAAUGCUGCAUGACUAUGAGAGAGCUCUGAAAUUGCUCAAAGAAGCAAUUGCACUGGGUCGGGACAUUAAGUCAAGCAAUCUGGCUGUGUUCUAUUGCAACCUGGGCGGUGUGCUAAUGGAGGAGGGCCGGAGCUAUGCAGAAGCAGAAGAUGCAUGCCGAGAAGCUCUGAAGCUGGCCAACAAAACAAACAACAGUGAAGCUGCAGCCAGGUCUCGUGACUGCCUGGAGGAGUUGAAGAAACGUGCACCUAGAGCAGUGUUUGUGAGGUGAUCAACGACUUCUUGUGGCAUUUCACUGCUGCAAAGUGUUCUGGUUCUGUUCUACUGUUUGCUUAUGUCUCACGUUGCUGCAGGCUGGCAUCAGUUGCACUGUCAUGCAGUUGUAUUUGCACUUUUGAGUUGCCACUUUGUUGAUAGCAAAAGUCAUCAUGUGUUAUCUAGUCACAAACAUGUAUCUAUGGGGCAAGAUAAAUGGCUCCAAGAAUAGCAUUUAUCCCAACUGUGGUACAGCUCUGUCUGGGUAAGCAUAUUUGCUUCUGGCAAAGACGUCUUCUAUUUUCUUAGCCUGCACUGCCUUUCCUGGCCUUUAGAGUCUAUGUGUUAUAGGCACUGUGUGAAACAGGUGAAGUUAUUGUGCGUAGAUAUAUUUCCUUACUGAAAGCUCCUAUCCGAUGAAAGAAUCCACCAAGACUAAAAUUUAAUGCUUGGUGCACGUGAAUGUUCUUUCACUAUUUUUCUGAGUGAUAUUUUUUUCAUCAAGUACUAGCUGCAUGUUGUAAACGUAUGUACUUAAAAUAACUGCACCGUAUAUUUUCACAUUGCACUGUUGUAGUCGUUGAAGAUGUGUGUAUCUGUAUGAUGCUUUGUGUGACAAGUGUGGAAGCAUGAGCAUUGUUAAGCAAUAAAGUUAGAAGCUUAGCCCUAGUGCUAUCUUAGUCAGCAGUGACUUGCUUGCAAGCCAAGCGACAGUUUAAACAAAGAAAAAGAAAAAUGAUGUUCCAAGCUGUGUUAUGAUUAGAAUGCCACUAAUACAUAGCUUAAAAUUCAAAAUGUGCAAAUGCUGUGCUAUAUCUUUUCCUUUUGACUCUAUAGGCUAUUUUAUGCAGACCUUGUGCUUACGGGUGACUCUAGCGUAAUGCCAUUAUGGAAUGAAAGUUAAUUUGUAUGCAUGAAAGUGGUUGUAAAAAGACACGAUCAGCAUUUUAUUUCAUGAGCACAUUGACUCUAUGUCGAAGUGCUCAUGUUGCAACCCAAGUUGUUUGUGGCACCCAUGAACCAGAAAUAAUGACUUGCUGCUUAAGGACAGCCAAUUUUAUUUCCAUAUGUUAUGUGCAAAAUUCGACAAUUGCUAAAUGCUGGUUCAGCUUGAAGUGUGAACCCUGUGCCUGACUUUCUGGAGCAAAUGUAGAAGCUUGUGCAGGCUGGCAAGUCACAGCACAGGCAGGCUUGAUAGGUUGAGACAAAUACAGUAUCAUAUGCAUGUUUCCUGUUCCCACCCUCAUUUUAUAUGUGCUUACUGUUUGUGUUUUCAUCACGGAUUUAACUAAAUGACAUUCAAACCCAAAAUAAUUUUGUCUGUUUUUUGCAGUAUAACAUCAUUUUGGUAGUGGUGGACCAUCUGAAUUAGUGCUUGUUUUUUGCAGAAAAUUGAGGCGCUACUUUCUUUAUGGUAACAGGCAGCGUGAAUUGUGGCGCUACUUUCUUGGCCUGUUAGGUUCAGGAUUGUGUGAUAAAUCACUAUUUUGAGGGAUAUUCUGUUACAUAUAUUUGAAAAUGCCUCUGCUUCACAUUCAUGUGGAUACUGCCAUAAAAAGUUUCAUUAGUGUAACUUUAUGUACGCAGCAGGUGUCAAGGUUCUACUGUUUAUGGGUACUGAAAAAUGGAAAAUAAAUGUUGAUCACUAUUCUUCUUACUGGCAAUUGGGGAUCCAAAGAAUGCAUCACUGUUUAUUUCGGUAUGCCACUUCACUCUUGAGUGUUUGUGUAACACUGUGCUGAUUUGCUAAUAGGCUUGGUCAAAGUAAACAUGAACAAAAGCUAAUGCUGGCUGACAUAUUUGAUGGCAUGCACACUUCAUAUUUGUUUUCUAAGUAGUCUGAAAGCAAUAGCAUACCUUCCAAGUUUAACGAUUUUACUGUACAAUGCCCAAUUUUUAGAGCUUGUUUACUCAUACUGACAAGAAUUUUACUAUGUUUACUUCAUGUUGAUUUAAGGGCAAGACUGAUUGUAGAAGAAUACCAUUGCCGGCUGAUUUUUUAGAGCCUGAUUUUUCGGACCCCCUUGAUUCCUACCCGCCGUGGCAUCACCCUCUCAUAGAACCUAUCUAUAACAGCAACCAAAAGUUCAGCCACCAUUAGGUGAAUAUUUUAUGAGUUAAAACUUCAUGAAACAUUUCCAAGAGUGCCUGUUCCUGCAUUCCUGCAGAACAAGUCUGCAAUUUUUAAAAUAAACAGUCAACAUCCUGAGUGAUAAAACAGGUUUUAGUACUUUUCACCAAAUUUUAGUAUUUCUAGGUUCUGACAGCAGUAUUUUUCAUAUGUUAAGGUUGGCAGGUGUGCAGUAGUACAAGUGUCGGUGCCAUAUAUAAAUUGACCAGUCAUAUUAUAAAUAUUUUUAUGCACUUUGAAGUGUAACUGUUCCGAAUGAUAAAAAAGAAAAAAAAAAUCAGAGGACACCUAAGCACUUCUUCCAAUGCGAAAGCAUUAAUGUCCCAUUGAACGCAAUUGAGCGGUCCUUCGAGUUAUCCUCGCGGGCAAGCGAGCGCAUUGCGAUGCUUGGCCAACGUCUCCUGGAUAGCAGAAAGCCGGUGCAUGAUGUCAUGCUACCUUGCCCGACUGCCAUAGAAUCUAAUGGGGACGCUCCCGAGUAAGCUGCAGUGAUUUUGACGUCACCGCUUUCGUCAUGCCGGGCUUGGCAAUGGCAAUUUCAGUCAAAGUAGCAUGACAUCAUAAAGCAGAGUGUACAGGCCUGCAAUGAUUUGAUUUGGCCUUACCGAGGCACAGUCAGAACGCAGGCGAGAGCGUGCGCGGACGAGGAACGCGCAGAUAACACAGGCUUCAGAGAGCGAGGGUGAUGUGGCAUUGCGGCGAUGCCCUUUGCCCUCAUGCAACAGCUGGCGCGCUAUCGCCGCAGUAGGUCUACCCCGUCGCCCACUCUGCUCCGGCGAGGCUUGCUCGUGACGUGGCAUCGCAGCCAAUGGGAAUUUAGGUGCCAUUUUUCGCUUGUCCAGACGACAAGGCUUUUUUGCUCAAUGUGCCAUUUGACGCUUUCGCAUCAAAAUUGCUUGACCAGGAUCUGUCAUACAGGAUAUAUUUGUACUGUAGUUAUUUAGUGAGCUGAAAAUGUUUGUGGUACCUUGGUAUUGUGGCACUCAGUUUCUGCUGCUUGCAUGGCGUGCUCAUUAAAGUUGCACACCUACUUUGCAUCCUCUCUAUGCUGACUUUACCUAUAAUGCAAAGUAACAAGGAGUAACAAUGAAGAGAAAUGCAUUGCACUUAGUUUUUAUGCAUGGUUGCAUUUAAGGGACACUUAAGAGAAAAAUUAUUUCUUCUAUAUCAGGUAAAUUACCCUUCCACAAUGCCAAAAACACCACUUUUACCGUGAGAAGAUGCUUGGUAAGCCAGAAAAAUCGAAAAACACAAAGGGCGGGUCGCGACGCUGUCUUGAAGUUCCCCCCCAGCUUGCCAUGAUGCCAUAGGUUUUGACAGCAUCUGCUAGGGCCCAGUUAAUUUUUUUUGCAGUAAAGAUAGACUAGAUUGUGUUCUGAAUAUGGCAAUUUUCGUGAACUUUUACUAAGCUAACGCGACCCAAAUACGAAAAAGUACUUUGAAAUUUGUGACGUCACACUGACGUACUGGCAUCGGGGUUUUAAGCAUGAAAUUCAAAAAUGAAACUUGAGCUUCAUGUUCUCAUGUAAUAGUAAACCUGUUAUCGCAAAAUUAACAACACAGGUUUCAAAGAAUGGUUUAUCAGUCUGAAUUGAUACAUUUUUUUCGCUUUAGUGUUCCUUUAAGGAUGUGGUGGUGGCCUUUGUAGGGGAAAGGAUAGGGAAAGAAAGAAUAAAACUUAAUAAAUGCAGCAACUAAAGAUGCUGUGUUUAAUUUCAGGAAACAAUCUUUUGCUGAUUGCCAUCCUUUACAAUCCACUCAUUUAUCUUUCAUUAGGGUGAUGGCCUACACUGUGGACGUGUGUGCAUUUUUGACCAUGGACACACAUAAAUUAUGUGGGAGCUGCAGUCGAGCACUGACUGAAAGCUUGUAUAUUGGACUAAGCCAAUUAGUUUUGCUCUAAAAAAUGGUUAUCUGCUUCAAAAAUGGCCAACAGAAUUUCACCAUCUGCAUUACGCAUUAGCAUUACACUCUUUGAAGUGCUAGGAAAUAUGUCUGUAAAAAGGGCAUUAUGAUGCAUGACCAAACAUGCAGAGGAGCACUGCUGUGGAGGACAGCACUUGUAGUCUCAACGUAAAUAUAAUCCCAGCUGAGGUACAAUCUCAGUGUUGAAUCAAGACCAAAAUUAUAUGCACUUGUCCUGUCAAUGUUUCCUUGUCUGGUGGUGUGUUUUUUUUUUCCCACAGGCAAUUAUGCUAACAUUAAACAUUUACAGAACACAGUGCCUCUUUAUUCUUUAUUUUUGCUUCAGUGGAAGCUACCACGUAAAAAUGCAAACACUGCGUUUGUGAAAUGGGACAUGCCAGAUCUGUGAUCGCAACGGUUACAACCAUGAUCAGGUGUCGUGCGGCAAGGAAUGAUGUGGUUAGUCAUGUGGGGCUGCACCCACAGUAAGAAUAUUAGAAUUUUUUUGUCAUGAUUGUGCCCAUAGUGACAGGAAAAAAAAAAGAAAUGUUGCUCAUAUGGUAUGUAUUUUGCAUAGAGCAGUCUUUAUGAAUUUCUUCGGGACACCACUGUGCAAUGAAAAGCCGCCAGAGCUAAUGCAGUAAUUUGGUUCUGAUCUUCCAUAUGUCACCACUUCCCGUUUAUGCAGCUGUGAACACAAACGUAAUCCAGUGCAUUUGCUCUUCAUUUAAAAAAUAAUGGUCAGUAAAGUACUCUGCAUGACUCAUGUUGUAGUAAUGUUGAGUAGGUAUGCUGAAAACUAUUGUGCUGUUUGAAAGUAGUAUGUAUUCUGGCAAGUGUAUGGAAAUAAAUAAUGAUAGUUUA
Molecule: messenger RNA, 5998 nt
Organism: Dermacentor silvarum
Lineage: Eukaryota; Metazoa; Arthropoda; Arachnida; Ixodida; Ixodidae
Gene: Ttc19
Product: tetratricopeptide repeat protein 19 homolog, mitochondrial
Exons: 3
Coding region: 38-1114 (358 amino acids)
Biological process (GO): mitochondrial respiratory chain complex III assembly
Cellular component (GO): mitochondrial inner membrane
Molecular function (GO): protein binding
Source: RefSeq, a predicted model, not a curated record